AUGGAAAUUUCAUUGCUGACCUCCUGCUUCUGGUCAGUCCCCAGUCAAUUAAGCUCCACGAGCCUAGGCUUACGGCGGGCCAGGAUAAUGAUCGUGAGAACAUGGCACCAUAUCUGGAGGGGUUCAUGCGAGCUGUCAUCUCCCAUUUCCCCAUGCACCCACCCUGACAGCUCUCGUCCCUUCACAUCCUGUACCUCCCAGGUUUCUCCCAGGUUCUUGCUCCGCCGAAGGAACCGGCCGGCCUGCCGCUGCCUGCCCGUGGCCUACAUACUCCCUUGCACUCUAUCUACUUUGCGGCUGGGCGUCUGGUACCUACGUGAAUCCCAUCACAUCAGACGACAACCUCACGCCAGCCCUAUCAGAAUCGAAUCAUGCUCACGUCCGACCCCGCAGUGGCUUCCUCCUCGAUGA
Molecule: messenger RNA, 411 nt
Organism: Colletotrichum orchidophilum
Lineage: Eukaryota; Fungi; Ascomycota; Sordariomycetes; Glomerellales; Glomerellaceae
Exons: 1
Coding region: 1-411 (136 amino acids)
Source: RefSeq, a predicted model, not a curated record